Lobosporangium transversale is the source of this 488-nucleotide messenger RNA. RefSeq lists its product as hypothetical. Lineage: Eukaryota; Fungi; Mortierellomycota; Mortierellomycetes; Mortierellales; Mortierellaceae. The record is from RefSeq and is a predicted model, not a curated record. The transcript has a single exon. The coding region runs from base 84 to 407 and encodes 107 amino acids.
AAAAAAAAAAAAAUACUCUCAUCCUGAUUAAAAGUAAUGGAGAAAAGUAAAGAAAGAAAGAAAGAAAGAAAUGAAAAAGAAAAAUGUGUUGGGAUAGCUUAACGCAAUUAGCAAUAGCAAUGGCAAUAGUAAUAGCAAUACCAAUAGCAAUAGCAAUGCAAUGCAAUGCAAGCUCAUCAGAGAUUAUUGAUAAUAUGGUUAAUGGAAUGUUUAUUAAAAAGAAAAAGAAAAGAAAAUCAGUUCCUGCAGUCACCGCAGUCAAGGGACUUUUUUUUUUCUGUGCGCGAUUUUGCAAAUUGCAAAGUGAAGUGUGGCCACAUGGCCCAAUUCCUCUUUUCUGGUUAGUAGUACAUGGAGCGAUUAAUCGGGCAUUACGGAAAGGGCAGCUUAGUAUAGACAUAAUAUAAUUGGGGCAAAAAAAAAAAAGAGAGACAUUAUUAAUCAUCCGUAACGCAAUUAACUUUGAUAAAGUCGUCUUUAGAAAGAAG